AGUGAACAUGUCACCACGUUUCCUAUACAGGACAUACAGUGUCACUUCAAGUUGGCCAAUCAAAUUCAAACUUCCUUCUGUGUGAAGUGUAGAGAAACCGUCAGUGUUCUUUCAUUCAACACAGCAGUUUGAGCUCGAUGGCAUCUCCACUGUUUGCUCUCUGUCUCACAUGUUUGUUCUUCGGGGAAAUGGCUCAGACGACUAAUCUGAAAUUGUCCUCAUCUGUUCGUCAAGAGACAAGUUUUCUAUCAGUUAAAACAGGAGACAACUUGACAUUGCAAUGUUUCAGUGAAGGUGAUGAUCAUGCAAAACUUUACUGGUAUAAACAAACUCUGGGAGAGAAAAUGAAGCUCAUCUGUAGUUACUACAAGUAUGACAAUGUCACUUUUUAUGAUGAAUUCAAAAACAAUCCACGCUUCACACUGGAUACUGGAAAGAGUAAAAAUCACUUGAAAAUCACAGAUUUACACAUUUCAGACUCGGCGACUUACAACUGUAUACAUUGCUAUUUAAAUGUGUUUAAAAUUUCUGAGGCCAUCACUGUCAGUGUAAAGGGUUCAGGUUCGAACAUCCCAGCUUUGGUCCAUCAGUCGGCAUCUGAGACCAUCCAGCCAGGAGGCUCUGUGACUCUGAACUGUACAGUACACACUGGGACCUGUGAUGGAGAACACAGUGUUUACUGGUUCAAAGACUCUGAAGAAUCUCAUCCAGGACUCAUUUACACCCAUGGAGGCAGGAAUGAUCAGUGUGAGAGGAAACCCAACACACAAACACACACCUGUGUCUACAACUUGCCGAUGAAGAGCCUGAAUCUUUCUCAUGCUGGGACCUACUACUGUGCUGUUGCCUCAUGUGGACACAUACUGUUUGGAAACGGGACCAAGCUGGACUUUGAAGAUGAGGUGCACUCUUUUGUCUUGGUGUAUUUCCUGAGUGGAGCUUUGAUCUUCACCACUACCCUGUUGGUUUUAUCGGCUUUCUCAAUGUACAAGAUGAAGAAAAGAAUCAGUUUCCAAACUCCAGAGUCUCAAGCAAGAUUUUCAGCUCCCUCCGCAGUCAAUCUUAAGGGAUAUAAUGGAGAUACAGACAACCUCCAUUAUGCUGCUUUAAAUGUCAACCUGCCCAGCAGAUCAAGAAGACAGAGGAACAACAGCAGGGAUGAAUGUGUGUACUCCGGGGUAAAGCACUAGAACUGGACGUGAUUACCAUAUUUUUAGUGAGACUGGAUUUUUUUAAAAAUAUUCUUUCAAAGUGUAGUGUAGAUUUAGAUGUAGAUCUUGAGAUAUUUUCUAUCUUCCUUUUGGUCAGCUGUCAAAAGACAAUAUUUCUAUGAUUCAGUAGGUUUUUGUAAUGUUCACAUUAGAGGCCUUCUGCUCUCUUGUGUUUGUCUUUGUGGUUAAUCAUUACCUCCUAACUGUGACUUCAUUGUCUUGGGAAAAAGCGAAAGUUUGUUUAAUUUGGUUACUUUUAUAUACAUUCUCUUUCUGAUCAAAGCAGUACAUUUUGAUGGUCAGAUUCACUGAUGCUACAAGUGACACAUGACCUUUGAGGAUCGAUUAUGUCUUGAACUUUUUGUUUUGCCUUAAAUGGUUUUUAAUGCAUCUCAGUGUGUGCAUGUGUUGUCAUUAAAGGACCAGUACAGCUCUUCAAAGGCUUAUGUCACAGGUCAAUGUAGGACUAUUGUAUUAUAUUUAAAGGCCUUCUGCUCUCUUUUGUUUGUCUUUGUGGUUAAUCAUUACCUCCUAAAAGUGACUUCAUGGUCUUAAGAAAAAGCAUCAUCGAAACCUUUGUUUAAUCUGGUUACUUUUAUAUACAUUCUCUUUCUGAUAAAAGCAGUGUAUUUUGAUGGUCGGAUUCACUGAUGCUACAAGUGACACAUGAGUUUUGAGGAUCGAUUAUGUCUUGAACUUUUUGUUUUGCCUUCAAUGGUUUUUAAUGCAUCUCAGUGUGUGCAUGUGUUGUCAUUAAAGGACCAGUACAGCUUAGGUCAUAGGUCAAAGUACAUAUUACUAUUCUAUUAUAUUUAGUAUUAACUUCCCUUAAUUUUACCUAAGUUGUAUGCACGCAAGAAUCAGAUGUUAAUAUCUCAAUGCCCAUUUCAGCAAUUAAUUGUUACAGCUGCAAUGCAUUCUGGCUGCACCAUGGACAGCGAAGCUGAUCACGGCUGUUCUAGACACUGUUUGUGGCCCCACCAGUAACAAUGUGGUGCGUUUCAGAAGCACAUCUACGCUCUGCUCCAACAAGAAUACAGGCUGUUCUAUUUUUGAUAGAUGCUGCAACCAGCCGCAUCAACUACCACCAGCUGCUCAACACAUCGCAGGUCAAGCUUGUCAGAAGUCCGACACACAAACGGCAGAGAGAGAAUCUGGUCGAUUUUUCAACUUAACCAAUAUAUUUGGAAGCUUUGAUUCAUGUGUGCUUUUAGGAUCAAGAUUGUCUCAUACUGCUUGUGUUUAUUUAUAGUUUUUAACUAAAUCAUGUGUUUCUUUGUGAAUUUUACAUUGUUUAUGAUCAAAUAAAUCUUGGUGCUCACACUGCAGCAUAUAAGCCAAAGAAAAAUGACAAAAUGUGACCAAGUUAACAAAGUCUGGCAGGAAAAACAGUCCACUUCUGAAACGCUGAUGGUGGUGUAUGACGCCACAUGGAGAACUGACCAAAACAGCAUCUCAGCCACAACAUUACAGAGACGUGUCCAGUGGGGUCCAGGCUUUAGACUGCAUGCCCAGAUAAGGGUUGACCACUGACACCACCCCCCUGGGAUGAGCGCAUCCACUGAUUGGUUACAUCUUUUCUUUCUGUUUCUGUAGUGUCCUGAAUGUUAUGACAUCAUGCUUUGAUUUCUGUACAUUGUAGACAGUUAGUUUACAUAGGCGAAUCAUUUUCUUUGUUAGAAUAAUUUCUUAGUGUUGCAAUAUUCAGUCUUCAGAGUUCUGCUUCAUAAUAUUAAAGACUAGAUUGGCUGAUUAGCCCAAGUUGCUAAUCUGAGCUCAUUUCCCCUCCAAUGUAAAGUUGCACCUUGAAAAGAGAGUUUAGUAUAUCAGUACAAUAUCAAACAUUUAUAAAGUGCUCAAAAUAUUGUGAUGUUACAUGAUGAUAAAUUCAUGACCAAAUUUGAACAUGAUCAAAUAAAUAUUAUC
Molecule: messenger RNA, 3137 nt
Organism: Larimichthys crocea (large yellow croaker)
Lineage: Eukaryota; Metazoa; Chordata; Actinopteri; Sciaenidae
Exons: 5
Coding region: 138-1190 (350 amino acids)
Biological process (GO): response to bacterium
Source: RefSeq, a predicted model, not a curated record